Messenger RNA from Camponotus floridanus (Florida carpenter ant), 606 nucleotides. RefSeq names its product DNA-directed RNA polymerases I, II, and III subunit RPABC4 (gene Rpb12). The record is from RefSeq and is a predicted model, not a curated record. Gene Ontology annotation, biological process: DNA-templated transcription. The coding region runs from base 251 to 424 and encodes 57 amino acids. Gene Ontology annotation, molecular function: DNA-directed RNA polymerase activity; zinc ion binding; DNA binding. Gene Ontology annotation, cellular component: RNA polymerase III complex; RNA polymerase I complex; RNA polymerase II, core complex. The transcript has 3 exons. NCBI's taxonomy places the organism in Eukaryota, Metazoa, Arthropoda, Insecta, Hymenoptera, Formicidae.
GUCGCAGGGCAGAGGAUUGUUGUAAUCUAUGUUGAAGUAAUCAUGGGCGAAGAAGUCGACGAAGCCGAGAAAAUCGAGAUAGUCGAAAAACCACUCGAGAAACCAGUCACUCCUGACAAUCUAAAGAAGAAAAGAAGGAGGGGAAGAGGAUUCUUGUACGCGAUCGUAUUCAUUUAUCUUUUCAACGCGCUAAGCGUGAUUUUUCAAGGCUUAAGGAAGAAAAAAAGAAUAAAGCAACUUACGGAGUAAGAUGGAAUCCAGCAAGUCUGAAUCUGCGCAAAAACCAACUAUGGUAUAUAUUUGUGGAGAAUGUCACCAUGACAAUGAGAUACGUUCCAAGGAUCCAAUUCGAUGCAGAGAAUGUGGAUAUCGUAUUAUGUAUAAAAAGCGCACUAAAAGACUUGUUGUUUUCGAUGCACGUUAAGCAGACAAGAAACAUAUAAUGGAUGUUAAUAUUUCUUUUUGUAUUAAAUGGAUGUUAAUAUUUCUUUUUGUAUUAAAUGGAUGUUAAUAUUUCUUUUUGUAUUAUGAGUAUUAAUUUCAAACGUUUUCUAUUGUACGUAAGGGUUACUUAAUUUUCAAUAAACAAUACGUUAUUAUCGCAAA